Trichoplax adhaerens is the source of this 2115-nucleotide messenger RNA. RefSeq lists its product as uncharacterized. Lineage: Eukaryota; Metazoa; Placozoa; Uniplacotomia; Trichoplacea; Trichoplacidae. The record is from RefSeq and is a predicted model, not a curated record. The transcript is spliced from 26 exons. Gene Ontology annotation, cellular component: intracellular membrane-bounded organelle. The coding region runs from base 1 to 2115 and encodes 704 amino acids.
AUGGCAAAUGCAAAACCAGCUACCCUUGUGUCUAUGGUGGAAAAUAAAAUUCCUCGUACUGAUGACAACGAAAAUAAAAAUGUCCAGUUGGAUUUAAAUCAUGUUUUUCAAAAAUACCUCCACAUUCUCUGCAGUCAUCAAGAGAGCAGUUCCGCUGCUGUAAAUGAAAUGGAAGUUACGUCCAACGAUUUGUCAACACCUUUAUCACGAAAGGGCUUCGCUGUUUCGGAUAUUUUACAACGUAUGGUAUCGAUUGUCAGCCACCCAGAUAGCCCCUUACCUCACGGACUAGAAUUUAAUGAUAUCGGACAUCUAGCCGUCUUAUCGAGAGGCCUGGCUUGCUAUCUAGCCUCGGUAUUAGACAAAAAUCAAUUAACUAAAUUAGCCAACCGAACUACAAUAGAUACAAACAUGUGGCUUUCAAAGAUUUUUAGGUAUGAGAAAGGGGCAUUAUAUUUCCAUGAAGAAGCUGGUGAUGGUCUUAUUAAAGUCGGUCGACUGACGUUACUAACAAAAUGCCCCAAAUUUCAAAGCGAAGGAUUUCAUGCGUUAUAUGCAAGACCUCCAGUAAUUUACAUCAGCUCAGCGGCACCUGCUAGCCUAGGCAAAUAUCUAUGUAGUCAGCUUGGUUUGCCCUAUUCCUGUCUUAGUAUCGUUCCCUGUGUUGCAUCGUCUAGUACUUUUGACGAAACAAUGGAUCUAGCUUCAUUAGAGAGAUCGCUUAAUGAAGAUGUUGCCUGCGGUACCCCAAUGUGCGGUCAAAAUGAUAAUACUUCAUACCUUCGAGAACUAUGUGACAAAUACAACUUGUGGCUUCAUUUGGAAGGUAACGGACUUGCACUGUUAGCUCUUGAAAAACCGCCGGCAUCCUAUGAGGCAUGUAGAAAAGCUACUAGUAUCACCCUACGUCUAAGCGACUGGUUUAACUGGCCUGGAUGUAAUAUAGCAGGAAUGACCAACUCUGAAACUCUAAUGAAAUUACAUGGCCUUUCUCUUUGGAUUUCAAUGCAGUAUUUAGGACAAGAUGCAAUGGCAAAAAUGGUAAAUUUCGGAACAGAAUUGGCUCAACAAUUAAUUCACCGCCUAGAUCUUAUGAAAGAUGUAACAAGAUUGCAACAAGAAAAUUCCGUCAACCCAGUUGUGGUAUUUAGAUAUAAACCUAACAGUAAAAGUAAUGAAUCCAAUCAUAACCUAUCUACACCUCCAGAUGAUUUAUCAAGUACAGUUAAAAAGGAUUCUGUUGAGGAAACCAACUCUGGCAUUGUUACUACAGUGUCAAACUUAGUUUUGGACUCAUAUAAUAAACUGCUUUUAUACCACUUGAGUCAAAGCGUGAGGAGCAUGCAUAUUGAACUGAUCGAGCUUUCAAAGGACGGGUAUUGGUUAAAGUUUGAUCCCAUAAAGACUGCAAUCAAAUACAAAACAACUCAAGAUGAUGUGGAUGAAUUUAUUUCAUGCUUACGGGAUGAAAUUACGGUCAUGAAUGUUACAAUUAAUAGCAAAUCUGAAUUCGAAACAGCCAUAAAAUCAAAUAAGAGACUUAAAUUAGCUGAGGUUCAUCAAGUUACCGGUCUAGGCGCAGUUCAAUUUGUGCCAGAAUAUUUGGUUCAUGAUGAUAUAGAUACCGUAAAACUCACCGACCGGAAAAGAAGUGCUUUAAAGAAGGUAAAUAGGCUAUUGGCUGAAACUUUAGAAGAGCAAGAUAAAGCCUUAUUUGCCUUAGUAACGACAACGGAUGACUAUCCAUGUGUAGCUGUUGGAAUGAUUUCACAACCUGAAAAGAUACCUAAUAUUAUUGAUACUAUUAUUCAAAAGGCAUCCGAAUUAGAUGAUAAUAGCCAAUUAUUAGAAGAGAUGAGUGAAUUAAUAAAAAAGAGCAUAGCUGCAACACAAGAAACGCUAAAACAAGAAGCGGAAGAUUAUUUUUGGGAAGAAGGUGUUUAUCGUCAAGUGCCUCUCAUCUCAACCGUAAUGAACUGGUGGUCACCGCCAACAAAAACUGCAAUCCCUGGUAGAACACUUAAUUUAUCGAAAGGAACUGUCGAAUCUACAGAACCUACUUAUGAAUUGAAAAUGCAAGUGCAACAAUCAUUCGAUGACGAUAAUAGCAGUUGA